CGGAAAAAUCACUCGACCAAGCGAGAAAACACGCACGCAAGCAAGACUGCAAAGAGACUGUCUAUUGAUUCGAGAUAUGUCGGAUUCCGGAGCAUCCCUGAAACAGUCUUUUCUCGGAGCCUUGCAAGCCUCGCUGUCUGUCCUGCUAACCCUAGGGUAUGGAGUCCUCUCGGCGAAGCUGAGGCUUGUGCAUCCCCGAAGUGUGGGAGAUGUAUCUCGCCUCUGCGUCGACGUGUUCCUACCAGCGUUGCUGAUAACGAGCAUUGGACGGCAAUUGACGCUGGAGGGCGUGGGGAACUACGCACCGUUUAUAGUCUGGGGCAUAGUGUACACAUUCACCUCCAUAGCUCUUGGCGCCCUCGGAAAGAAAGUUAUGAAUUUGCCGGACUGGAUAGUUCCUGCCGUUGCCUUCAAUAAUACUACUUCCCUACCGCUCCUACUCAUGCAAUCCCUCGCCGCGACGGGGAUUCUCAAGGGUAUUUCAGGCGGAGGCCAGCGGGAUGCCGUGGAACGCGCGAAAAGUUACUUCCUUAUCAACUCUAUGGUUUCAAACACACUCAUGUUCGCCCUUGGACCAAAGUUGAUGGACAAGAAUGAGUCCGAGAGCGCCAACGGCCGCGAUGCCGAAGCUCAACGCGAUCAGGAUAGUGAUGAGAACGCUUCGUUGUUGCCGGCUCUGGUCAGGAUCAGAGUACACAGCGUGCAGUCCUCAGCCCACAGGCAGUUCACCAAGCUCCCAACACGAGCCCAGAGCACGCUCUCGUUUGCCGGGGAUAUGGUUAACCCGCCCUUGGUCGGCGCGAUUGUAGCCGCAUUCAUCGGGUUGGUUCCAUCAUUACACAAAUCCUUUUUCGCAGACAUGGAGGACGGUGGAGUGUGCCGUGCGUGGCUGACCAGUUCUAUCUCGAAUAUUGGAGACCUGUUCACUGCGCUACAGAUGUUUGUCGUUGGCAGUCGGUUAUGUGAUAGUCUUGAUCCUGAGCAGGAAAUUGGUGAGAUUCCCAAGCGUGGGGUUGCAUUUGUCUGGGGGGUUAGGUUUUUGUUUUGCCCUGCCGUUGCCAUACCGGCGGUGUACUGCCUCGCAAGGAAUAACUUGCUCGGCGAGGACCCGGUGCUCUGGUUUAGCAUGAUGCUUAUGCCCGUUGGACCUUCCGCUAUGAUGAUGAGUUCACUAGUGGAAAUGAAUGGGAAUUCGCCGAAGGAUAAAAUGGCAGUUGCUAGGUUUCUGACUAUGUCAUACGCCAUCAGCCCGAUUAUCUGCUUCGUGGUAGUUGUCUCCCUCAAGGCUUCGGAGAUGGCGGUUAGGGGGUGA
Tuber melanosporum (Perigord truffle) is the source of this 1312-nucleotide messenger RNA. RefSeq lists its product as uncharacterized. Gene Ontology annotation, cellular component: membrane; endoplasmic reticulum. Gene Ontology annotation, biological process: transmembrane transport. Bases 77 to 1312 code for a protein of 411 amino acids. NCBI's taxonomy places the organism in Eukaryota, Fungi, Ascomycota, Pezizomycetes, Pezizales, Tuberaceae. The record is from RefSeq and is a predicted model, not a curated record. The transcript is spliced from 4 exons.